AUGUUAAAAAUAAAAUAUAUUAUUACAGAGGUAUAUCCUUUUAAUAAUUUUGAUGAAAUAGUAAAAGCCAUUAGCUUUGACUAAUUUGGUUCAGCAAAUAUAGAUUAACUUAAACAAUCAGUUAAGUACACAAUAAAUUCUGGAUAAUCUAUUAGAUUAAGAGAUUUGAUAUUUUGGAUUGUAAAUAUAAAUUGUAAUAUAUUUUAUUAGUAAUCCAACUUUAUUCGUAUUCAUUUAGGGUAAUUAUUGGUUUUAUUCCUAAAACUUUUGGAAAAAGUAUAAUUUUUAGAGGCAAAUGGAAUUAAACAUAAUUAUCUUGAUUUUAAUAGAAUUUGGCUCCAUCUAACUUAAAAGAGUCAAUAUCCAAGUCUAAUCUAUUAAUUUUUAGAUUAUUCAAUUCAUUUUACUGGAUAUGACUGUCCCUUUUAUGAAAAAACAAAUGAUUCAGGUAUCACAGAAGCAUCAUAGAAAAUUAAAGAAAUCAUAAAAUUUAUUAUCACCUUAUGUUUUGAUCAAAUUAUUUUUCUACGAACUAACAAGAAUACAAGAAAUUCCUAUUAUUAAGAGUUAUUGUAACCAAUAGUAAAUUUAUGUUAGCCAAAUUCAACUACUCAAUAAAUUAUAUAAAUUAUUCAAAAAAAUUUAUCUGCAUUUAAUUAUUAAGAAAAUCUUUAGAAUAAUUGCUUCUAAUGUUUAAAUAUAGAUGAUAAAAUAAAUGAUUAUAUUGAAUCUCCAAGAUAUGAAAUUAUUCCUAAAAUUAACAAAGAUUUAGAAUAAAUUAUUGAAUUUGGAAAUGCAUUUGGAUAAGUUGUAGUUGAAUCUAUAUUGUUAUAUUAUAUUCCAAUAUUCGGUAAAAAUUUAGUAUCUUAUUCAAUAACUGACUAUUUAGUUAAAGUUUAACAAUAAUACAAUAUUAUAUCAUAGAGAGAAAAAAAAAUAAGAGAUUCAAUCAAAGAAUAAGUUAUAAAGACCUUUGAGUAUUUUUUAUUAGAAAAAUAUGAAAAUAAAUAUAAAUUUUAAAUAACAAAAGAAGAAAAAGAUUCAAUUAAUAAAGAUAUUAUUGAUUCAAUCAUUGAAUCUGCAUAAUUUUAAUACUUUAAUAAUUCAUAUUGGUUACAUAUAAAUAAUGAAGAAAUUGAAAAUCUAAUAUUAGUAUCAAUUAGCGAAAUUUUAAUCUAAUAAGUGCAAGAUUAAAUUGAUCUAUUUCUUAUGUACAAAAUAUUGGUAUUGAUUGAUGAAUUAAUAUGA
This is a messenger RNA of Paramecium pentaurelia, 1248 nucleotides long. Lineage: Eukaryota; Ciliophora; Oligohymenophorea; Peniculida; Parameciidae. The record is from the annotation of a GenBank genome assembly.